This is a messenger RNA of Lodderomyces theae, 783 nucleotides long. RefSeq names its product high-affinity Cu transporter (gene CTR1). Gene Ontology annotation, cellular component: plasma membrane. Gene Ontology annotation, biological process: copper ion transmembrane transport; intracellular copper ion homeostasis. The coding region runs from base 1 to 783 and encodes 260 amino acids. The transcript has a single exon. The record is from RefSeq and is a predicted model, not a curated record. Gene Ontology annotation, molecular function: copper ion transmembrane transporter activity. NCBI's taxonomy places the organism in Eukaryota, Fungi, Ascomycota, Pichiomycetes, Serinales, Debaryomycetaceae.
AUGUACAAAAGACACGGUAUGCACGACAUGGGCUCAUCGUCAAUGGAUAUGGGAUCAAUGGCUUCUUCGACAAUGAGUAUGGCAAUGGAAACAAUGUCUAGUGCCAUGAACAGUAGUAGCAGCAGUAGUGGAAUGGGAGACAUGGAUCACAUGGGAGGAGAUGACAGCAUGAGUCAUAUGGCUGGUAUGCAUAUGUACUUUACCAGAGAAUUCAAGGACUAUCCAGUCAUUUUCAAGAGUUUGUCCGCAUCCACCAAAGGCGAGGCGUUUGGUAUAUUUAUAUUGCUAUUCUUUGCUGCCUUUUUUGCCAGAUUUUUGGAAUUUGUUAGAAACUAUUUGGAAGAAGUUGUAUGGCAGAAUAAGAAUUAUAGUGAGUUUGAAGCUGGUGUUGUUAAUCAUGGAGCUAAUUUGCAUGCUUCACCUACGGCUCAAGCUGGCGUAGUGACUACUGGCAGAGCAGGCGCAUGCGCAGGCGCAACAAGUGUGGAUGAUGAAAGUAUGGACAAGAACGUCUCCAAUGAUGACGUGAUUGUUCAAUCACAGGAAUCACAAUCGUUGAAUCGCAAUCUACCCAUUGCUAGCACCAUAAUGAGAGAUGCUAUACGGUUGGUUUUAUGUAUUGUUCCCGACUUGUUUGGAUACACAUUGAUGUUAGCCGCAAUGACGUUUACAUUGACAUAUUUCUUUGCUGUUGUUAUUGGCUCAGGAGUGGGAAGAUUUGUUAGUGAAAGAUUGAUGGAAAAGUUUAGAAUAAAGCGUACCCCUCCAAGAAACUGUUGCUAG